GAACAGUGUGGAUGCUGGAGAUUUUAAGUCUCAUCCGUAACAACGGAGACCCUGCCUGGUGCCAAACCACGCCCAAUUGGGAUCGAGGUCCCUGGUUCGAGACAGUGAUAGGAUAUAGGACAGCUCUGACCAACAAGUCACCACGCAUUAUUAGCUCCCACCUGCCUGCCCAUCUUUUUGCCAAGUCUUUCUUCAAAUCCAAAGCUAAGAUAAUCUACACGGUCAGGAACCCCAAAGAUGUCUUGGUGUCCCUCUAUCAUUUUGCUUCAAUGUUUCAUCCCUAUAAAGACCCUGGUACCUUGGAUCAAUUUCUUGAGGGCUUCCUAAAAGGAGAUGUGCCUUUUGGAUCCUGGUUUGACCAUGUUAAAGGUUGGAUGAACUUGAAGGACAAAGAGAACUUCUUCUUCAUUACAUAUGAGGAGUUGCAAGAGGAUCUGCGAGGGAGUGUUGUUCGUAUCAGCCAGUUCUUAGGCAAAGUCUUAGAUGAUGCAGCCAUUGACUCUGUGGUUGCGAAUGCCUCCUUUGAAUCCAUGAAGAGUAAUAAGAUGUCCAACUUCUCACUCACUCCGAAGUUCAUCAUGAACCAAAAGAAAAGUGCUUUCCUUCGCAAAGGGAUUUCUGGAGAUUGGAAGAAUCACCUGACUAAGGCACAGAGUGAAUGUUUUGACCAAGUCUACAAUGAGCGUCUACAAGAUUUAAGUUUCACUUUUCCAUGGGACAAGAAAUAAAUUUGCCUUUUUCCAGGUGAUUCCCUCCAUUACUGGACUAAAUAGUGACUUAUCAGGAUACUCACUGUCUAGUGCAAGAUGUUGUAGAUUAGUAGGAACAUCUAUGGGAGGUACAGGAGUUAUUCAGAGGGUUCUCCUGAAUUUCAUGGGAGUAGGGGAAGAUAAUUAUUAAGGCCAGAAAGUUAGAGAUUAGGAAUAUGUAGGAUGGGGUGGAUUAAGAUUUCAGAGGUAACCAAACUAUAGUGCUGAUAUCUUACAUCUCAAGAUAUGGUUUGAACAUACAUGAUGCUGAACAUCUUGCUGAAAUCAAGCACAUUUGAAUCUGGUUAGCUCCUGGAGGGAAGACUGACCUACUGUCUAUGAACUCCCUUGUCCUUGAUGGAAAUUGCAUUGUAAAUAUAAUAUAAUAAAUAAA
Notechis scutatus (mainland tiger snake) is the source of this 1143-nucleotide messenger RNA. Lineage: Eukaryota; Metazoa; Chordata; Lepidosauria; Squamata; Elapidae. The record is from RefSeq and is a predicted model, not a curated record.